Messenger RNA from Zeugodacus cucurbitae (melon fly), 11619 nucleotides. RefSeq names its product protein bark beetle (gene bark). Lineage: Eukaryota; Metazoa; Arthropoda; Insecta; Diptera; Tephritidae. Gene Ontology annotation, cellular component: membrane. The record is from RefSeq and is a predicted model, not a curated record. The coding region runs from base 1535 to 11038 and encodes 3167 amino acids. The transcript has 13 exons.
UUUGAAAGGCUCCCUAACCAAAAAUAUUUCAACAUGACCAGAUUUCCAAUUUUCAUCCUAUAAAAUGUUAGUACUCCACCUGGUAGAUUGAAAAUAUUGGAGAAAAAGGACUACUGUUGAAAACCUGGUUGUGAAAUAAAGGCUUUCUGCUUUUCUCAUACUCUAAUCUAACCUUAAAAUGUUGUAUUAUCACAAUCGGUCGAGCCUUCAACACAAUUAUUGACAGAAUUUUGCUGAAGUUCUGUUUAUUAUUGUAUUUUAGGGUGGUCUGCUAUACAUUUACAGCAUGAUGAAUACCUUUCGACCCAAAAAGAAAGGAAAUUUCAACCACUUUGCUACUGUUAUUACUUUCAUCAUUAAAGGCACUUACUUACAUUUAGUUAUGAUUACGCUAUUACUUACUACUCAACUACCGUUAUUUUCUGUGUUUGUUAUGCCAAAGCCAUUAGCAACAAAUAUGUAAGUUCUAACGAAAAUAAAAAACUUGUUGGUCUUCUCGCGAGCAAAUGUUACUUCUUUUACGUCUACUGCUUUGAAUAGACGAUUUGUACCGUUAUGGGUGAUUGUUGUUGUAUUGCUACUUCUUCGAGUUGGAGUUUUGGGGCUCACAACUAGUCAACAAUGAAAGUAAAUGGGAGCGAUUCCCGCGCGCUCUUAUUGUAAAUAUAUGUAUACUCUCCAAAAGCACACAAGAGUUAAACGCACAAGAAGACACACACACAUUUACAUAUAACAAUAACAACAAACAUAUUAUAGUAUGGGUCAACGCCAGUUGGGGAGUUAAGUUUAACAUUUCAUUUCAUUGAUUGUUGUUGUUGCUGCCGUUGCUUUUGUUGUUGCUCACUCGCUUGUGCAGCGGCGCGCUUGAGUAUUUCGUUGAGUUUAGUUGCUCGUAACGGUUCUUUGCGUAUAGACGUGUUUUGCUGCCUUUUUGGACCCACUCGCUGACAAUACUUGGAGUGUUUAGUUGUUGUUUAUUUUACAAUAACGUGUGUUGUUGUUACAGUUAAUAGUAGCGUGUCGGCGCAUGAAUGAAUGAACGCGUUAGUUUUGUUCAGAGCGGGGAGGGAGUGGAGUGUAAAACAGUUGCUUGAAAAAAAUUAAUAACUAAUUAUAAGCAGUGUUGAGCAAUAAAAAUGGAUGAGUAAGCGCGCAACGUGCCAAAAGCUGUGAAAUAAAAUUUCUAACACGUUUAUAUGCAAAAUUUGUUUGAUAAAUUGUAAUAAAAAAAGUUUAUAAAAAAUAAAAAAAAAAAUUAUAAAAACAACAAAAAAUGUGCAUUCAAGUGAAUCAUGAAGCCAUAAAGAGGACGACGCUAGCAAAUAUGUGUUUCCAGCAAGUGUAAAAAAUUCAUAAAAAUAUUGCAACAAUAAAAUAACAAGAAGUGAGCGCAAAUAAAGUGCAAUAAAGCAACAACAAAACACAAGAAAGCCAGUUAUAGACAACAAACGAACUACAUUUAAAUACUACGAAAUUUAAUAAAAAAAACAUAAAGAAAUAUUUUACAAAAAAAAAUACAACAACAACAUCAAAAAUGUCAGCGCAACACAAUGCGCGCCCACCUGGUUACGCGCGCAGACAACACAGUAGACUGCAUGCCACACUGCCUACAACCUCACUGACUUCCUGUCGCUACGUCACCACCCUCGCUGCAUUUACCAUGCUUACACUGCUCCUCAGCGCCACGGCCACACUUGGCGGCGCUUCCAAUAUGGGUGAUGUGAGUAGCGAACUCGAAUUCGCCAGUCUCGAUGGCGCCGGCACACAACUACUCACGCCCGUGCAGUCAGCGCCGAGCACAGUGGCGCCGCAAUGGCCUUUGAAGGUGGUGGAUAUAAUCGAACCUGCGCCAGCGCAACCCGUGAUGUCAUCGCCCAGUUACACUGAACUGCAGGGUGGUGAAAUCACUGGCGAACGUACAUUGCGUUACAGUGAGAGUCCUUUUGUGGCGCGUCAACACAUCGAGGUGGCGAAGGGUGCACGUUUGAUCAUCGAACCGGGUGUACGUGUGGAAUUCGCUCCAACUGUGGGCAUAACUGUGCGUGGGAUAUUGCAUGCAGUGGGAACACCUACAUCACGCAUAACACUAACGGCACAAGGAAAGCCCGUAGCUACCCAGACAGAUAUAAUUGAUGCCGAAGUGCGUGGCGCACGCUUAGUUGAUGGACCAACACCUUUAGAGGGACGUCUACAGCUCUUUCACAAAGGCUCAUGGCGCGACGUUUGUACAAAUUCGAGAAAUUGGACACUCGUGGACUAUGCGGUCGCUUGUCGUCAAAUGGGUUAUGCUGGCGGACGGUUUUGGAAUUGGGUUGAACGCACACCGGGCUAUCAUCCACGUUUACUCUACGAGCAGCCGCGUUGCAAAGGUGGCGAGAAUUCGCUAGUGAAUUGUGCCUGGACUUCACGGCAAUUGGGCUCUGGCGUUUGCGACUAUCAUAAUGAUAUCGGUAUACAAUGUAGACCGUUGUAUAAUGCGCCACUCGGUAAUUGGCGUGGUCUAUAUUUCCAUAACGCGCCUUCAACAAAAACGCUUGGCAAUAACAAUAUCGUUUACACCGCCUUAUCACAAUCCACAUUACGUUAUGUCGACAUUAAGUUGGCCGGUGUAGGACGGGACUAUAGCGUGAAGUCCGCCUUGGAGGUGAUUGGACUGCCACCCGUUAUGCAGCACGUAGCAAUCACUCAUUCGGCUUACACCGGUUUUAAUGCGACCUUACCGCAGGGCGGCUUCAUCCUGCAGAAUGUGACGGUGCAGAAAAAUAACGGUAUUGGUGUUUUUGUGAACUCCAGUCAGGGUAUGGUACAGUUGGAUGGUUGUAAUAUUGUGGAGAACGUAGCGGAUGGUGUCAAAUAUGUAGGGCAUGACUUGCGCGUGAACGAGCGUAUGGAUCGUGCGUCCAUCUAUGAUUUUUGUACAUUGCCCACCACCUCCGGUCAGACCUAUCCCAUCUCAUUGUCCUUCACGCAAAAAUACUAUGCAGGUUCGGAUAAAGUUUGCGGUAAAUACUUCUUCACACGUACCGGUUAUCUACUAACGGUGCACUUUGAGUCGUUUGUGUUGCGCAACAAUGAGACCGCCACGGUGGAGAUUUUCGAUGGUACAUCGGAGACCGAUCGGGUGCUCUUUGCAUGGAAAGCGCGUAACUACACACGUCCACAGAGUGUGACGAGCAAUCGUGAGAAGCUUUUCGUGCGUAUACGUGCGGACGCGCGUCAGGAGGUGAAUGGCUUUAUACGAAUCACCACUGAUGACACGCGUGCCUAUGACUUACGUGUUGCGAACUCUGUUGUGGAGGAUAAUGGUGGACGUGGUAUUGCGAUCGAUAAUAUACGUUCCAAACUGCAUGUGCAUGGCAGCUUCGUUUCGGGCAACGGUCAUAUUUCGGGUGUUCAUGUAACCAGCGGUGCUGGAGAUGUCAAUAUCACAAGUAGUAACAUUACAUUCAAUCAGGGUGGCGGCGUUAACAUCACCUACUACGGCGGUAAUCGUAAUAUAUCACGUAGCGCCAUACAAGCGAAUAAGGGUUAUGGCUUGGCUGUAUGGCUGAAUGAUACAAGCUCACCAGAUCGUAUCGAAUAUAUACCCUUCAAUCAAACGACGACUGUGGAAUACUCACAAAUUGGCGGUAACUUGGAGACAGGUGUCUUGCAUGGUAACUACUGUCAACCGAUUUGGGUCAAUAUUACAGGGAACAGUUUCAACGGCAGUCUACAUAACGAUGUGCUGGUGGAGUCCUGUUGGCGUUUUACAACCAACAAGCAACCGAAUAUGCAGUUACAAAUCGGACACAACACCUUCGACUACAGCCAGAAAAACUCAAUCUUUCUCAGCCCCGCGCUCAAUCUACAAGGCAAAAUCGAGUUUAAUCACUUCCGUCUGGGCUCUUAUGGCGCCAUUUAUAUACGCAACGACUACAUAUUUCAAGAGUUCAAUUUCAUGCCUGUACGCCUGCUGAUACAGAGUAACCACUUUCGUCGUAAUAGUGGCGUUUAUGUGGUGUCGUUGGGUUUGUCACCUUACAGCUCACACGAGUUGCAAUCGCUGCUCUUCACACGCAACUUCGUGCGUGAUAACAAGAUAUCUGAACCCUUUGGACCGCUGAUCGAGGGUAGUGAGGGUAGCGAUGGCUCGGGACGUCUCAAUCCACGUUGUCGUGUCGCUGCGGCAGUUGUAGUGGCCUCCAGUAAUGUGGACAUCUUCCGCAAUAUACUACACAACUUGGACUCCGCCUAUGAGGUGGGCUCACAACUGAGCGAUCAGAGUCAGAUUAUCAACGCCACCUACAAUUGGUUGGGUCACUCAGAUGAGAAUAAAAUAUUUCCGCGUCUCUUUCAUCGCAACAAUCGUUACAAUUUGGCUAAGAUACAGUAUAUACCAUAUCUUUUGCACAGCUCCAAUCCGGGUUCGACGACAAUGAUAACAAUGUCUACGCUGGUGCCGCGCUUCUCGCAAGAGGGCUCCGAUUUGAUUGGCGGUGAAAUUGAUGGGCAAGAAAUACUCUCAGCUGGCACGUAUCGUGUAACGAACGACAUCAACAUACGUCCUGGUGGCAAGUUGACGCUGCAACCCGGUGUUACACUGAAAUUUGAGCCCAGCGUCGGCAUGAUGAUCGCUGGCAAAUUGGAGGCCCGCGGUCGCCGGCCAGAUGAUAUCUUCUUUACACUGAAGCGUGAAACUGUGAUUGCUAUGGAUAAUUCGACGGACGUAGAGCAGUUAGAUGUCGAUGUUAUUGAUGUUGAGACUGAGUCGAUCAUAGAGAAGAACGAGCCACCACGUGUGCCAGUGCGACUCAUCGGUGGCGCUGGUGAUUACGAAGGACGUUUACAGGUCUACUUGGAUGGGCGUUGGGGCACAGUUUGCGAUUACGGUUGGACAGUGCUAAAUGCGGCGCUUGUGUGUCAUCAUCUCGGCUAUACGCUCAAUCCACGUGACUGGCGGCUACAUCGCUCACAAAUGCCUACAGUAGGCGUGACGGAAGAUGUGAUUGUCUCGAAUGUGCGUUGCACCGAACAUGAUCUAGAUAUAACCAAGUGUCGUGCUGAGUACUCAACACGUGGUGAGUUCGAGAACUCAUGCACACAUGAAAAUGAUGUGGGUAUGCGUUGUUAUGAGGGCGCUUGGGCCGGUGUACGUUUUAGCAUGUUAGCCGAACGCGCGGACCUACAGUAUCUGACUAUUGAGAAGGCUGGACUCUUCGAUUACACUACGAAUAUUUUCAAGCCCGCUAUACAAAUGGAUUUUGCGCGCCAUAAUCUCGAGAAUGUGCGUGUGGUAGACAAUUUACAAGAUGGUUUGGGUAUCGUAUAUGCAGACCUUUAUGGUGGCAAGUCGGUGAAUAAUAUUAAGAAUUGUGAGUUCAUCGGCAAUCGUGGUAAUGGUAUUAGCUUGAAGCAGUUGGAUUUACGCAUACAGGGUUCAGUUAUAAAGAACAAUCGUGAUAGCGGUAUCUCACAUGAUCCGGUCAUUUCGGCCAUUGAACAGAAUGAGCUUGGUGGUUGGUUCCAAAUGGCUGUGGACUUCAACACCUUCGAGGCAGACUACGAUCCAUAUGUGCUGCCACGCGACGAAGGACAAAUUGACUUGGACACCUGGCAAAAUAAGUAUAUACGCACAGAACCCGUUCGUGGUGAAUCAAUCAGCCGCAAAAUUGUUGUGCGCUGCCCCGCCGGUUAUGUGCUCGGCAUACAACUGCUCAAUCCCAUACAAAAUCUCUCCACAGAACAUAUAACAAUUCAAGAUUCACAAACGGAGAACAGACGUUCCGCUUUGUGGGUACUCAAACGUGAUCUGAAUGUAUUUCCUACGACAAGCAGCAGUUACGGCAUCAUCAUCUACUACGAGAGCGGUGCGAAUGCUUUGGGUGGUGCUGUACUGCGUCUCUCUACUGUCACUGCUCCCGUGCAGAAUAUACGCAAUCGAGUGGUGAGCGGUCCGGUGCCCACGCUUAGCAUACGCUCAACUAAGAUACAGAAGAACUUUCGUGGCAUUGCGGCCUACUACUAUAAUCGCUAUGUGGGCGAUAAUGGCGAGUAUUAUUUACGUAAAGCGAAUGAGUCCAUCAAAAUUAUGAAUUCGGAGAUUAGCUCGAACUUCCGUGAGGCCAUAUUGGUGAAGUCACCAUUCUGGGAUGUGCAGUACAGCAAUAUCUCCGAGGUUACUAUACACGUGAACAGUACAAUGAUCACACAGAAUGGACAUGGCAUUAGACAGCUCUCGAAGGACCUGCGUUCAUCGAAUAAUCUCUUCCAUUAUGUGGUGCAAGAUACGACGGUUGAAGAUAAUGCCUUCGGCGGUUUUCAGGUCGCACUGCCUUAUGUUUGGCAGUAUAAUGAGAAUUUCACGCAUAGCGUCUACUUCGGUAAUAGCACUUGGCAGCGUAAUCGAAACUUUUUCAUUGACGUCAGUGGACAUUAUACGGUCUUUAACAUAACCUCAAAUGUAUUUCUGAACAAUCAGUGUCCGCGUAGCCUGAUUACACUGGACGGCAUGGAGAAGCGUAUCAAGUUCGAUUACAAUCGCAUCGAGAGUAAUAAUGCCAAAUUCAUUAUGGAGCUGCGUGCGGACAGUUUGAGCGAGAUUUUGGGUGAGGUUCCGGCGAUGAUCGCUUACAAUACCAUAAAGGGCAACAGCAUUGACUCAAUGGCGGGUAACUUCCGUAAUGCGCCCAUGCGCAAUUAUCGUCCACGUAAAGUACGUCCACAGAAUCGUCUCCCGAGCGCCGUUGUGCGUUUGGAUGGCAUACAAAAUGUGAAGCUGUAUCGCAACUUAAUCGCAGAGAAUCAAAUGGACUACAAUUUGGUGGCCGGUGUACGUUCCGCACGGUUGAAUAACUACUUUUACGCCACGGAGAAUUGGUGGGGCUCAAAGGAUGCCAAGUAUAUCGAGUCGAAAAUAUUUGAUUUCGAUACGUGGAAUGAUCACGCGGACGUUAUUUACCAACCUUUCCUCAUUGAGGACAGUUUCGAUGCGAGUGUUUCGCUGAUCGAUGAGCACGACGAAAUUAUAGAUCUUAAUACUUGGUCAGGUGGUCGCAUAUACAAGGACUUGUCAUUACCCAAACGACCCGAACCAUAUCGCAUACUCUCCGACAUUACAGUUAUGCCUGGCGCCACACUCUCCAUACAGCAUGGCGUACAACUCGAGUUUGAACCGAAUGUGGGUAUACUUGUUUUGGGCACACUCUUAGCUACCGGUUAUCGAGAGUCGGAAAUUAGAAUGCGUCCCUUUGUGAAUGCCUCGCAUGAGUCGUACACUAUGAUUACGAAGCGUGGCAUUGAAGACCUUAGUCAAUCGCAAGCAUAUGACUCCAUACGACUGUGCACGAGUGCACAGAAUUGCACCACAAAUCCACAGAUCUCCUUUGGUGGCAUCAACGAAGGCUUUCUCGAAUAUUUCAACCACACCACACUCCAAUGGGUGCCGAUUUGCGAUAGCCGCUUCACCGAACGUAAUGCGCAGGUUGUUUGUCGCGAACUCGGCUUUGAUCCACUCAAUGUAUAUUAUGGACACGAUCGACGCAUUGAGUAUCACACAAACUCAUUGACACGUAUUUGGACCUGGGUGCAACCUUUGGAGUGUCGUGGCGAUGAAUUGCGUAUGGAAGAUUGCGCAGAACGUUUAAAUGGACAAGUUUAUGGACGUAGACACGAAUGUCAUUGGGAUGAUGUAUUUGUAUUUGUAAGUUGUAACAGCGCGCCGGAAGAUCUCGUUUACUGGGGUGGCAUACGUUUUGCGAACUCAGACUUUGAGGAGAAUCAAUAUGGUCAUCGUUUCCAUGAUAGUCUCUCACAUGGACCGAUCAAUAAUCGGCAGAGUCAUUUGGAAUACAUACGUAUUGAGAAUGCUGGCAUAUUGCAUAAUCAGAAAUCGGCUGCAAUCCAAGCAAUACACAAGAAUCCGACAAUACGUUCGGUGACGAUUCUGAACUCUGCACAUCACGGCGUUAAUUAUAUAGCGCCUAGUGGCACAAUGAAUCUCAAUUUCCUGAAUAUCAGCAACGCUUUUGGUGCCGGCAUCAAUAUACUCUCGCUAACGGGUGAGGGACGUGAAAGUGAUGAGUCAAGCUUUACGCCACUCAAAGAUUUGGAUAUUCCGUACAAACUCUUCUCGCUCGUUGAUAUCUGUGAUCCACAAAAGGUGCUCACCGUGGAGGAACGUAUUUUAGUCUACUAUAAGUACGAUAAUAACCCCGUGAACUGUGUGAAGAUCUUCACCUCCCUAUAUCGUGCCAAACCGAUGGGCUUCCGUUUGCUACAAUCGAAUUUAUUUAAUCACUCGAAGGAAUAUGGACGCACCGAUGUGAUACGGCUCUUCGAUGGCGAUAUCUACAAUGUGACUUCACGUUUCCUCGGCAAAAUCGAAUGGGACAGCGAUAAUCAGCGUAAAUUCUUCAAGACUGAGAGUCCUACUUUGAGUUUGCAGUUGAUUGCGAGUGGCGCACCAGAGUUUCAUGGUUUCAUAGCGGAAAUUGUAACGGUGCCUAUAUCGACUUUGGGACAAUUCCGCGAUGCGCAACACAAUGUCACCUAUACCCACAUAUCGAACGCUGUUAAAGGUGCUGUGACGUAUUCGUCCGCCGGUGAGGUUACACCUACACUCACGCUCACCUCGAAUCGUAUACAGGGUAAUUGUCAUCAGCUGUAUGGUAAUUUCUCCACUUGCAAGUCGGCGCUCAGCAUUGAUGUGCAAAAUAUGCAUUCGCUUUACUUUAUGAACAACUUAAUCAAAGACAAUCAGGGCGGUCUAAGCAUACGCGCAGACUCACGCGGCUCGGCUACUUCGCUGCGCGGAUUUAUACAUCACAAUCUAUUCUACGGCAAUCGCAAUCGUCCAGCACUGUAUGUCGAGGGUCGUCAGUCGUCACCAUAUCAAGAGAUCGAAUUGUAUCGCAAUUAUUUUGCUCAGAACAAAGCGGGUUUCGAAGAUGUUAUUAAGUUGCGACAAGUUGUCUCGAAUUUCAGUUAUAAUUUUGUGCAUAGCAAUGUAGGUGGACGAAUUGUGGAGAUCUCGGGUUUUGAGAAAGUACGUUUGCCCAUCUAUCAGACCACAUCGCAUAAUGGUUUUUAUAGCAAUGUUGCCACUAACUGGAUGGGUCGUGCUACAAUUGUCGCUGGCACAGCGGGUCAACAGUAUGUCGACAAUAUAUUUGAGAAUCCCGAAAACGAUUACGAAAUGAUAACCGUAAAUAACUCAAUUUUGAAUGUUGAUUAUGUGAUCAAUAGCACCAUUGAACUGUGGCGCUCAAAAAUCGAUGCUAGACACAACUAUUGGAGCUACAAUAACACGAUAUCGGUGCAGUCGCGCAUACGCGAUAAAUCAGACGACCCCUUACUGCUCGAAGUGCAAGCUGUACCCUUCCAAAUGAACAAUCUCACCAUACUCGAUGGCAAGUGUCCACCCGGUUGGUCGCUGGUACAUGAUACUUGCUUCAUUUAUGUGGGCGCACCUUUGACCUUCCAUGAGGCACGCGCUUUCUGUCGCAGCGAGAACUCGACGAUGCCUUUCAUACGCACCGACAGCGCAACGUUGUGGAAAUAUUUACAAGGACAAAUGAGACACUUAAAAUACCCCGAAAAGGUGUGGAUACAAGAUUUCGAUCACAUCGAUCGUUGCACGAGUUUCGCCUUCACCACCACCGAGGUCGAGGACUGCAGCAAUGAGAUGGGUUUCAUUUGUGAAACGGAUCCGAAGGUCAUUAUCGAUCCGCUCUCUUGGCGCGCUGAUAUAUUCGCUAUCAGCAUCAUUUCAGCUUUCAUUUUGGCCAUCAUCUUACUAAUUUUGGUCGCCAUCUGUUGGUAUGCCAAGUCGAAACAUCGUCACGUCCAACGUUUACAACGCCGAAAUAGCAUACGCCAGAGCUUACGCAGUUUGAAUAGCAUUGAUCCACAGGGUUCGCUGCGGCGUCGAAACUUUAAUAUGUCCACGUCGACGGCCACGCUCUCAAAACCACUUGGACAAGACUACAAGAUGAUGGGCAACGGCUCAAUCGACUCAAUGGAUAAGAGUGUGCUCAGCUCUGAGGGCAGCUUUGAGGCGUAUGAAAAUCAAACCGCGCAUCCCAGCGAAUAUCAAAAACCGAAUUAUAACGAAUAUGUUAGUCAAAACGCGCUGAAAGGAACUAAUAAAUCGAAUGAACCGUACAAGGUCGCAACAAUUGGUUCGAUUUCGAAGGCAUCCACCGCACGUGGACGACCACGACCGACAGACACAUUUGAGCUCUCCUACCGCAAUGAGGGUUUCCGCGACAACUCAACUUACGCCAGCACACUGAACAACUCGGUGGCCAAUAGUAUAGCUGAAGAUACGCCUAUCAUACACCAAACGGAUGUCGAGGAUGCCAAUUCCGAUUACUAUGGUAAUGCCAGUACAUUACCGCUACAUAGUGGCGCUAAUGAGAGUCUCUCAUUCUUGCAUGAGCUCAAACAAAAUCUACCACCGCCCGCAUACAAUAAACCGAAAGCGCAGGGACACAGUAGCUUCCUGCCAAGCGGCAGUGGGAACGGCAAUGGCAAGAUGCGUCCCACAAGCAGCUCACAACUCAGCAAUGACUCACAUAUGAGUACGUUGCCGUAUGAGCAGAAAAUUGAUAAUUUAAAUUUCACACCCACACCGCAAAAGUCGGAGGAAAUGCCUUUGUAUCGGCAUGAAACCGCCGCUGUCAGCGGAUUGCCAACACCGCCACCCGACAUGCGUCGUCCCGAUUCCUAUUAUACGGCGGUGCGUAGCAGUAAAGCACAGCCACAACUGGGUCGCAAUGCAGCAGCGCCGCAGACCACGAGGGCGCAAGUGUUGGGGAAACAGCCAAGUGCGACGACACAGCCAUUGGCUGGCAAGAGCCCUGUAACCCAGGGGCACAACCAAAAUGGCAAACGUCCAAAGACUGUUUAUCAAACUGCCAGUCCGGAGCCGACAGCAUACCAUCGCUCCCGUUCGGAGGCGCUGUUAGAGACGGAUUUCGACGAUGAAGCGCCGAGCAUGGUGCCGCUAAGUACGAAUAGUCGCAGCUAUAGUCAGCCACUGGAGACGGCUAUGUAGAGAAGGAAAAUAGACGGGUAGCGAAGCAGCGACGAAAUCGAACGAAGUUUAGUAUAUAGAGUUAGAAGUAACGCAUCAUCACAAAGCACACAAACGAUAAAAUCACACAUGACGCACCUCUUUUUUACCGUUAUAAUAAUUUAUUCUAAGACAUAUUUACAGAUAUAAUUUUUGUAAGCGCUUGAGAAAACAAACUAAAUAUUAACUUUUUAUAUUAUUAGCAUAAAUAUUGCAUUAAGCCUUUCGAUCUACAGACGUUCAACGACUCUAUAUGCCUUAAAUGCUACUAUAGCUAGCCGAAUUAAUGUUAAGCAAGUGAAUAAAAUAAGUAAAAUAAAUAUAAAAAUGUGAAGAGAUUAAUAUAAAAAAAUUAAAAAACAUUUAAAAAAAUAUAAAUUAGUUUCAUGAGUAUAUAAAAAUUUCAAAAAAAUCACCAUCGUAUUAAUCGAAAACUCAUUUAAGUUCUUAAGUUACUAUUGUUCCAUCCAUUAGACAUAUAAGUUGUACUAUUUUAUGUUCACAUGUAUUAAAUUAUAUAGAUUUCAUGUACAUACAUUAGACACUUGUAAUUAAUUAAAUUU